UUCAAGUAAACUCGAUACGGUAAACCGUUUAAUAGUGAUCAUGAAAUUGUUGGUGCUUUGUGCUUUAGUGGCCGUGGUGGCAGCCGCCCCUCAGGCUCAGGAUGUUCAGCUGUUGCGAUAUGAUGCUGACAACGAUGGUCUCGGCACCUACAAUUUCAUAUAUGAACAAAGCGAUGGGUCGAAACGCAACGAGAACGGAGAACUCAGGAACGUGGGUGCUGAAGAUGAGUUCGUCGCGAUGAAGGGUUCCUACUCCUGGGUGGGUCCCGAUGGCGUCACCUACACGGUUAACUACGUGGCUGAUGAGAACGGCUUCCAGCCCACGAUAGAACAGGGCCCAGGAGGUGCCGUGCCCUCCGCGGUCGUCGCCUCACUCCUCGGUUAAGACCUUUUAGAAAUAAUAGCCUAAUUUGUUAAAUAAAUUUAUUUUUAAGCCCUA
Molecule: messenger RNA, 439 nt
Organism: Helicoverpa zea (corn earworm)
Lineage: Eukaryota; Metazoa; Arthropoda; Insecta; Lepidoptera; Noctuidae
Product: endocuticle structural glycoprotein SgAbd-5-like
Exons: 3
Coding region: 41-385 (114 amino acids)
Cellular component (GO): chitin-based extracellular matrix
Molecular function (GO): structural constituent of chitin-based larval cuticle
Source: RefSeq, a predicted model, not a curated record